This is a messenger RNA of Aspergillus alliaceus, 1471 nucleotides long. Its product is annotated as mitochondrial carrier domain-containing protein. Lineage: Eukaryota; Fungi; Ascomycota; Eurotiomycetes; Eurotiales; Aspergillaceae. Gene Ontology annotation, cellular component: mitochondrial inner membrane. The record is from RefSeq and is a predicted model, not a curated record. The coding region runs from base 400 to 1320 and encodes 306 amino acids. Gene Ontology annotation, molecular function: phosphate transmembrane transporter activity. Gene Ontology annotation, biological process: mitochondrial phosphate ion transmembrane transport. The transcript is spliced from 4 exons.
GCAGCUUUCAAUGUGGGGAUAUAAGACUGUAUACCUUGUCAACUUAUAGACCCCGAUAAAUUGGACUCUUCGUCGAGCAUAUUGUAAGUCUCGAAGAAGGUAUCUCUUUCCUAAGAGGACACCACUUUCCAGGGUGAUUCUACUCCCAGAAGUCUCGAGAGCAGAUGAUUCAAUCGGAUCGCCAAAGCAGUCUCCACGCCGUUCGGGCCAGCUGCUUACUUCGAAUUGAGACCGUGGGGGCCAACAGGCCGAAAAGGUCUAGUGAAUGAUCCCGCCCCCAUCCGUAAGUAGUAGACAGACUGUCAAGUCCUUGCUCUCAAUUUUCUACUCUAUUUUCUAAGCUUACCAACACAUCUCGCCUCCCAACUUCACUCUAUUUCCUUUCCAUUUCCCGUCGCAAUGGCUGCCUUGACUCAGGAGAAGAAGCCUGAGGGCCUUGACCUCUACUCCCGCUUCGCUUUUGCUGGUGCCGUGUGCUGUUCCGUUACUCACGGCACUUUCACUCCAGUCGAUGUCGUCAAAACCAGGAUUCAACUCGACCCUACCACCUACAACCGCGGUAUGAUUGGCGGUUUCCGUCAAGUCAUCCAAAAUGAGGGCGCCAGUGCUCUCUUAACUGGCGCCGGCCCAACCUUUGCUGGUUACUUUAUGCAGGGAGCCUUUAAAUUCGGCGGCUAUGAGUUUUUCAAGCAGCAAUCGAUCAACAUCCUCGGUCUUGAAAGGGCCCGCCAGAACCGUACUGCCGUUUACUCUGUCUCCGCAGCCUCCGCUGAGUUCUUUGCCUCGAUUGCUCUCUGCCCUCUUGAGGCUACCCGUAUUCGUCUUGUCUCUGAGGCUGGCUUUGCCAACGGUCUGAUUGGUGGUUUCGGCAAGAUUCUCAAGAACGAGGGCAUUGGUGCUUUCUACCGUGGUUUCGGUCCUAUCCUCUUGAAGCAGGUUCCCUACACGGUAACUAAGUUUGUUGUUUACGAAAAGGUCGCCGAAGCUACUUUCGCUCGCCUUGAUAAGUCCAAGUUGUCGAGUGGUGCCCAGACCGGUGUCAACCUGGGGUCUGGUCUUAUUGCUGGUUUCGCUGCUGCUAUCGUCUCUCAACCCGCUGAUACAAUGCUGUCCAAGAUUAACAAGACAAAAGGUCUACCUGGUGAGAGCACCUUCUCCCGUCUGAUCAAGAUUGCUGGAGAGCUGGGUAUUCGCGGUUCCUUCGCUGGUCUUCCUACGCGUCUGUUCAUGAUCGGUGGUCUUACUGCCGGUCAAUUCGCCAUCUACGGUGAUAUCAAGAAGGCUCUUGGUGCCACCAAUGGUGUUGAGAUCGCCAAGUAAACAAAAGGAAAGUGCUUGAUACAGAGAUGGUCGUAACUAGAUCUACGCACCUACUCAAAGUUAAGUUGGAGACGGUCCCCUUUGUUCACUGCAAUUACCCUCUUUUGCCAAGAAGCGGUGCCCUGCAAACCAUAUUCCACUUUAGUACAUA